Molecule: messenger RNA, 3424 nt
Organism: Cricetulus griseus (Chinese hamster)
Lineage: Eukaryota; Metazoa; Chordata; Mammalia; Rodentia; Cricetidae
Source: RefSeq, a predicted model, not a curated record
AUGAAUGGGAGCAUCGGGGGAGGGCGGUGGGCUACUAGCCCAGCGAAUUACCUCCUGUUAAAGCCAUUCAGACAAUUCGCCGUUGAACCACCAUCUGGGACUCGAGUGGGCCAGAUGAUGAUGACAAUGCUGGAAAUGGGGGAGAGGUUGACAAUUCUUAAAUCAUUCAAUUUCUCUUCCUACCAGGAAGUAUUUGAUGAUGCAUCACCUGGGAAGCAAAAAGAAAUCCAAGAACCAGAUCCAACUUAUGAAGAAAAAAUGCAAACUGACCGAGCAAAUAGAUUUGAGUAUUUAUUAAAGCAGACAGAGCUGUUUGCACAUUUCAUUCAGCCUGCUGCUCAGAAGACUCCAACCUCACCUUUAAAGAUGAAACCAGGGCGCCCACGGGUAAAAAAAGAUGAAAAACAGAAUUUGCUAUCAGUUGGCGACUACCGACACCGUAGAACAGAGCAAGAGGAGGAUGAAGAGCUAUUAACAGAAAGCUCCAAAGCAACUAAUGUCUGUACUCGGUUUGAAGAUUCUCCCUCAUAUGUAAAAUGGGGUAAAUUGAGAGAUUAUCAGGUCCGGGGAUUGAAUUGGCUCAUCUCUCUGUAUGAAAAUGGCAUCAAUGGUAUCCUUGCAGAUGAAAUGGGUUUGGGAAAGACACUUCAAACAAUUUCUCUCCUUGGGUAUAUGAAACACUAUAGAAAUAUUCCUGGUCCUCAUAUGGUUUUGGUUCCCAAGUCUACAUUGCACAACUGGAUGAGUGAAUUCAAGAGAUGGGUACCAACACUUAGAUCUGUUUGCUUGAUAGGAGAUAAAGAGCAAAGAGCUGCAUUUGUCAGGGAUGUUUUAUUACCAGGAGAGUGGGAUGUGUGUGUCACAUCUUAUGAAAUGCUUAUUAAAGAGAAGUCUGUAUUCAAAAAAUUUAACUGGAGAUACUUAGUUAUAGAUGAAGCUCACAGAAUAAAAAAUGAAAAAUCUAAGUUGUCAGAAAUAGUGAGGGAAUUCAAGACUACAAAUCGACUGUUGCUAACUGGGACGCCUCUUCAGAACAACUUGCACGAGCUCUGGUCACUUCUAAAUUUUUUAUUACCAGAUGUGUUUAAUUCAGCUGAUGACUUUGAUUCCUGGUUUGAUACAAAUAAUUGCCUUGGGGAUCAAAAGCUAGUUGAGAGGCUUCAUAUGGUUUUGCGUCCAUUCCUCCUACGUCGAAUUAAAGCUGAUGUUGAAAAGAGUUUGCCUCCAAAGAAAGAAGUAAAAAUCUAUGUGGGUCUUAGCAAAAUGCAAAGGGAAUGGUAUACUCGGAUAUUAAUGAAGGAUAUAGACAUAUUAAACUCAGCAGGGAAGAUGGACAAAAUGAGGUUAUUGAACAUUUUGAUGCAGUUGAGGAAAUGCUGCAAUCAUCCAUACCUUUUUGAUGGAGCUGAACCUGGUCCACCUUACACAACAGAUAUGCAUCUAGUUACCAAUAGUGGCAAAAUGGUGGUAUUAGACAAGCUGCUCCCUAAAUUAAAAGAACAAGGUUCAAGAGUACUAAUCUUCAGUCAGAUGACCAGGGUGUUAGACAUUUUGGAAGAUUAUUGCAUGUGGAGAAAUUAUGAGUACUGCAGAUUGGAUGGGCAGACACCCCAUGAUGAGAGACAAGACUCCAUCAAUGCAUACAAUGAACCAAAUAGCACAAAGUUUGUUUUUAUGCUAAGCACACGUGCUGGUGGUCUGGGCAUCAAUCUUGCUACUGCUGAUGUAGUAAUUUUAUAUGAUUCAGAUUGGAAUCCCCAAGUAGAUCUUCAGGCUAUGGACCGAGCUCAUAGAAUUGGACAAACAAAGACUGUCCGAGUGUUUCGAUUUAUAACUGAUAACACUGUAGAAGAAAGAAUAGUAGAACGUGCCGAGAUGAAACUCAGAUUGGAUUCAAUAGUUAUUCAACAAGGGAGGCUUGUAGAUCAGAACCUGAACAAAAUUGGGAAAGAUGAAAUGCUUCAAAUGAUUCGACAUGGGGCCACACAUGUGUUUGCGUCAAAAGAAAGUGAAAUCACUGAUGAGGAUAUUGAUGGUAUUUUGGAAAGAGGUGCAAAGAAGACUGCAGAGAUGAAUGAAAAGCUCUCCAAGAUGGGUGAAAGCUCACUUAGAAACUUUACAAUGGAUACAGAGUCCAGUGUGUAUAACUUUGAAGGAGAAGACUACAGAGAAAAACAGAAGAUUGCAUUCACAGAGUGGAUUGAACCACCUAAACGAGAAAGGAAAGCCAACUAUGCUGUUGAUGCGUAUUUCAGGGAAGCACUCCGUGUCAGUGAACCUAAAGCACCCAAGGCACCUAGACCUCCGAAACAGCCAAAUGUUCAGGAUUUCCAGUUCUUUCCUCCACGUUUAUUUGAAUUACUGGAAAAAGAAAUUCUGUAUUACAGGAAAACCAUUGGGUACAAGGUGCCUCGGAGUCCUGACCUACCUAAUGCAGCACAGGCACAGAAAGAAGAACAACUUAAAAUUGAUGAAGCAGAGCCCCUUAAUGAUGAGGAGCUAGAGGAAAAAGAAAAGCUUCUGACACAGGGGUUUACUAAUUGGAAUAAGAGAGACUUUAAUCAGUUUAUCAAAGCUAAUGAGAAGUGGGGUCGUGAUGAUAUUGAAAAUAUAGCCAGAGAAGUAGAAGGAAAAACUCCAGAGGAAGUCAUUGAAUACUCAGCUGUGUUUUGGGAAAGAUGCAAUGAGCUCCAGGACAUAGAGAAGAUUAUGGCUCAGAUUGAAAGGGGAGAGGCAAGAAUUCAAAGAAGAAUAAGUAUCAAGAAAGCACUAGAUACAAAGAUUGGAAGGUACAAAGCUCCCUUUCAUCAGCUAAGAAUAUCAUAUGGUACUAACAAAGGGAAAAACUACACCGAAGAAGAGGACCGUUUUCUCAUUUGUAUGCUGCACAAGCUUGGAUUUGACAAGGAAAACGUUUAUGAUGAGUUACGGCAAUGUAUUCGAAACUCCCCUCAGUUCAGAUUUGAUUGGUUUCUCAAGUCCAGAACUGCAAUGGAGCUCCAGAGGAGGUGCAAUACCUUAAUUACUUUGAUUGAAAGAGAAAAUAUGGAACUAGAAGAAAAGGAGAAGGCAGAGAAAAAGAAAAGAGGACCAAAGCCUUCAACACAGAAACGUAAAAUGGAUGGUGCCCCUGAUGGUCGAGGAAGAAAGAAGAAGCUGAAACUAUGAACGUAUAUUGGUCUUAUAAUCACUAAGCUAGUAGUUCUUUAAUUUACGGGUCUUCAUAAGAUGUGCUGUACAGUGCUCAACUGUUAUGUCAUUCAAAGACAUCAGCUCCAUCUGCUUACUGAGCUAGAAACAUAGGAUGUAGUUUCACUUUUUUAAAUGCAACAGCUGUGCUGAAAUUUUUUUAUCAUUAACACUUGAAGUAAUAAAACAGGCUUCAUUUAUUAAUAAAUGUUUCAUUUGAUUUAUUUUUCUAUUA